Messenger RNA from Sitodiplosis mosellana (orange wheat blossom midge), 773 nucleotides. RefSeq names its product putative peptidyl-tRNA hydrolase PTRHD1. The coding region runs from base 95 to 451 and encodes 118 amino acids. The transcript is spliced from 2 exons. Gene Ontology annotation, molecular function: peptidyl-tRNA hydrolase activity. NCBI's taxonomy places the organism in Eukaryota, Metazoa, Arthropoda, Insecta, Diptera, Cecidomyiidae. The record is from RefSeq and is a predicted model, not a curated record.
UGUGUAUUCCGUAAAUAAACACAAUUGUUUGGUCUGAAUCGUAACUUAUUUGCUGUAGAAUUGAAAGUUUAGUGCGGAAAAUAUACGGGGGAAAAUGGCCAGUUUAAUUCAAUAUGUGAUUGUAAAUAAAGAGAUAAUAACGAAACUGGGCUGGCCAUUGGGAGCAGUAAUUGCUCAGUGUUGUCAUGCAACAACUGCGGUUGGUCACCAAUUCAAAGACGAUGCUGAUGUGAAGACGUACUUUGGUGACAUUGACAAUAUGCACAAAGUUGUUUUGGAGAUUGCUACUGAAGAUGAGCUACGGAAACUAAGUGAAGAUCUUGUAACAAAUGAUAUCAAACAUAAGCUUUGGAUUGAGCAGCCAGAAAAUAUUGCCACCUGCAUCGCUUUAAAACCAUACGAAAAAGAUUCUGUUAAAAAAAUCACACGAAAAUACAAAAUGCUCAAAUAAGUGUAAAUAAAAUUGCAUCAAGUUAAUAUAAUUAAGUGCUCUCUCAUCGAAUGUAUAAGCAAUUUAUGAACUAAAAAGAACUUAUGUUUGCACCUUGCGAGCGAAAGAGACAAAACAAGACCGUUCUUGAGUUUUUAGUUACUUAAUCUAUUUUGUUGUUUCACAACAAACUUUUUUUGGCGCACUACAUGAAAUGUAUUUCAUCAAAGUAACUUUGAAGUAAUAUAUUUAUUUGCAAAAUGAAUUACAAGAUCUUGAUUUAAUUUCUUUUUUGAAAUAUACUGCCUUUGGUUUAAAUUAAAUAAAUAAUAUGAGCAUAGAA